Messenger RNA from Eriocheir sinensis (Chinese mitten crab), 4325 nucleotides. RefSeq lists its product as uncharacterized. The transcript has 4 exons. Bases 2052 to 3065 code for a protein of 337 amino acids. NCBI's taxonomy places the organism in Eukaryota, Metazoa, Arthropoda, Malacostraca, Decapoda, Varunidae. The record is from RefSeq and is a predicted model, not a curated record.
GUGUGUGUGUGCAUCAACUUCAAGUGCCAAUAUCUCGGCAAGCACAUCAGUUGGGAACACAAGAUUCUAACAUGAGAUGCUCCUAACACUCAACUACAACACUUGUAACUGGCAGUGUUCAUAACCUUUAAGCUCAUGAGAAAUUUGCACUUAACAAAAAACUUUCCAACAUAAAAAUAUCCAAAAUUCAAUGACAAAUUCAAGUGCCAAUAUCUCGGCAAGCACAUCAGUUAAGAACACAAGAUUCUAACACAAAAUGCUCCUAACACUCACCUACAACACCUAUAACUGGCAGUGCUCAUAACCUUCUAGCUCCUGAGAAAUUUGCACUUAACUAAACACUUUCCAACAUAAAAAUAUCCAAAAUUCAAUGACAACUUCAACUCUAACUGCCAAUAUCUUGUAAUCCACGCCAGUUAGGAACACAAGAUGCUCCUAACACUCACCUACAACACCUAUAACUGGCAGGUCUCAUAUCUUCUAGCUCCUGAGAAAUUUGCACUUAACUAAAAACUUUCCAACAUAAAAAUAUCCAAAAUUCAAUGACAACUCUAACUGCCAAUAUCUCAGAAUCCACGUCAUUUAGGAACACUAUAGGAAGGCAGACGUGGAAAACCUUAGGGAACAUUACAGAGAGCUGGACUGGGAUGACCUAAUGGGAACAAGUGAAGUGCAGGAAAAGUGUGAUAUCUUUAUGGAGGCGUAUAAAACAGGGUCAAGAAGUUUGUACCAGAAACAGACCCAAAGAGAAGGGAAAAAGGACUGGUUUAAUACAAGGUGUGCUAAGGCAAAAGAAAAAAAGAGACAAAGCAAGGAAAAGACUAAAAAGAAAUAAAAACCAAAGGAAUAAAGAAGAUUUUAAGGCAGCGAGAAAUGAAUAUGUGAAAAUAAGGAAGGAAGAAGAGAAGGGAUAUGAAAAGGAUAUUGUGGAAAAGUGUAAGGAACAACCCAAACUAUUUUACAGAUUCAUAAAUGGAAAGAUUGAACCAAGAGAAACAAUUGACAGACUGAGCGACGGGAGUGUGACAACCGCUGAUCCUCAAGACACGGCGGAGUUACUAAACAAAGAGUUCCGGCAAGUUUUUACUAAAGAAUCAACGAGCCACAAAAAACAAGACAAAUGUUCACAUGGAAGAAGUCUCAGUAUAUAAAGAGGAGAUAUAUAAACUGUUGGGGGAGUUGGAAGAGAGGAAAGCUGUAGGCAGGUAGGCGGUGGCUGAUUGGUAGCGUGCUGGGCCCACAUUCACUGCGUGAUGGACGACGCGGGUUCGAAUCCCCACGCUGGUUACCACCCCGGAUUUUUCAGUCACCACCGUGUGGCCUAAGACUACCCACAUGCUGUCCUGAAGACCACCCAUCAACCCAGACUCUGGAGGAAACCGUCCAAGUGAAUCAAGAAGGAGUUCCGGGGGGCAGCAUGAGCCGAGAAGAUGGCGCCACUAUAAACACUUGCCUGUGCCAUGACGGACUGGGGCCGAACAUCAUCCAGGCCCCUCAAGCAUACCUACCGGCGCAUAGACGUAAAAAAAAAAAAAAAAAAAAAAGAACCAGAUAGAGUCGCAGGGUAUAUAUUGACAUUUCUGUUUUUCUUUAUAUUUAUUUCCUUACAAUCUUCCACUUCCCUUAGUUUAGCUGUUCUGUGUGUGUGUGUGUGUGUGUGUGUGUGUGUGUAGCAGCCACAUCACUCACCCGCUGUGGUGUGUCUGUGGGCCUGGCUGAGGGUGCAGGCAGCAGCUGCCUCGGACAAGGGUGCCCUAGCAGGCGGCGUCCAGCAGGCACAUGGCCCCUCUACAGGCCUGUGGGCACAGUGUUCCUGCCUUGACCCAUUACAUAUUCUGCCUUAAAUUCCCUCGGGGCAGCAACCCUAACAAGCCAUCACAGCUCCCAGGCCGGCACUCUGCCCCAGUGGUCUCUGCUGGGCCGGGUUUAACAAGCCAUCACAGCUCCCAGGCCGUCCCUCUGCCCCAGUGGUCUCUGCUGGGCCGGGUUUCUUGUGGAGCGCAGGGAAACUUGACAAACCCUCACACAGCGUCCCCUUGGUAAUCCUGCCGAUGGUCUGUUGUGGUGGCCCGAGUCACCGCUGCUGCACUGUGCCGGGGCAAGGUGGCUCGGGGCAGACGGCACUGUUCACUGUGGUGCUGGCUGCUGCACUGUGCCGGGGCAAGGUGGCUCGGGGCAGGCGGCACUGUUCACUAUGGUGUUGGCUGCUGCACUGUGCCGGGGCAAGGUGGCUUGGGGCAGGCGGCACUGUUCACUAUGGUGUUGGCUGCUGCACUGUGCCGGGGCAAGGUGGCUCGGGGCAGACGGCACUGUUCACUGUGGUGUUGGCUGCUGCACUGUGCCGGGGCAAGGUGGCUCGGGGCAGACGGCACUGUUCACUGUGGUGUUGGCUGCUGCACUGUGCCGGGGCAAGGUGGCUCGGGGCAGGCGGCACUGUUCACUAUGGUGUUGGCUGCUGCACUGUGCCGGGGCAAGGUGGCUCGGGGCAGACGGCACUGUUCACUGUGGUGGUGCUUGUUGGCUGCUGCACUGUGCCGGGGCAAGGUGGCUCGGGGCAGACGGCACUGUUCACUGUGGUGUUGGCUGCUGCACUGUGCCGGGGCAAGGUGGCUCGGGACAGACGGCACUGUUCACUGUGGUGUUGGCUGCUGCACUGUGCCGGGGCAAGGUGGCUCGGGGCAGACGGCACUGUUCACUGUGGUGUUGGCUGCUGCACUGUGCCGGGGCAAGGUGGCUCGGGGCAGACAGCACUGUUCACUGUGGUGUGGCUUGUUGGCUGCUGCACUGUGCCGGGGCAAGGUGGCUCGGGGCAGAUGGCACUGUUCACUGUGGUGUUGGCUGCUGCACUGUGCCGGGGCAAGGUGGCUCGGGGCAGACGGCACUGUUCACUGUGGUGUUGGCUGCUGCACUGUGCCGGGGCAAGGUGGCUCGGGGCAGAGGGCACUGUUCACUGUGGUGUUGGCUGCUGCACUGUGCCGGGGCAGACGGCACUGUUCACUGUGGUGUUGGUGCAUCUCUCUGCAGUCAACCACAACACGGUGUCAGUCCUCCCCAGGUGGUGUUGAUGACUGGCUCCCCGUCACACACACACAGCAGCACAACACACCACCUCAGAAGUGGGUCUUCAUGUGCCGGGCAAUGUGCCCCUUCGUGUUAAAGUGCUUCCCACACACUUGAACUCUCUCAGGCCAGAGUGUCUGAACAUGUGACGCUCCAGGGUUUGCUUCUCUCUGAACCUUUCUCCACAUUCCAGACACUCAUGAGGCCUUUCACCAGUGUGUGUGUGUUGAGGCCACCCUUCUGUGUAAACCUUUGGCCACAAACUUCACAUUCAUGAGGCCUUUCACCAGUGUGUGUGUGUUGAGGCCACCCUUCUGUGUAAACCUUUUGCCACAAACUUCACAUUCAUGAGGUCGUUCACCAGUGUGUGUGUAAGGGCGUGUGUGUUGAGUUUACUCUCGCAACUGAACCUUUGGCCAUAUUCUUGGCAUUCAUGGGGUCCUUCACCAGUGUGUGUAAGGGUGUGUGUGUUGAGUUUACUCUCGCAACUGAACACUUUGCCACACUCUUGGCAUUCAUGAGGUCGUUCACCAGUGUGUGUAAGGGCGUGUGUGUUGAGUUUACUCUCGCAACUGAACCUUUGGCCAUAUUCUUGGCAUUCAUGGGGUCCUUCACCAGUGUGUGUAAGGGUGUGUGUGUUGAGUUUACUCUCGCAACUGAACACUUUGCCACACUCUUGGCAUUCAUGGGGUCCUUCACCAGUGUGUGUAAGGGCGUGUGUGUUGAGUUUACUCUCGCAACUGAACACUUUGCCACACUCUUGGCAUUCAUGGGGUCCUUCACUUUUUUUGUUUUAGUUUACUUUUUCAGUCUUGAUUAUGGGUGAUGGGGCACUCUGCCAAGUGCCUAACAAUCACCCACUUUUUAGAGGCUGCAACCGAGGGUUCUUUUUAGGAUGGUAGUGGUUCCCUUAAGGGCAAUUGUUUGGAUUUCUGUUGCCCUCGGGUUUCCUGGGAUUUUAGCUAGAUGGUCUUUGAAGUUCUUUUUCAGUAGGCCUGUUGCUCCGGCAAUGACUGGCACAAUCGAGAUGUUCUUCAAUUUCCAGUUUCUUUUCAUAUCAUGCAUCAGGCCUUGAUAUUUGGUGACCUUCUCCCUUUCAGCUCUGUUUAGCCCGCUGUCAUGUGGGAUACUGACCUCAACUAUCAUAGCCACUUUUUCUUUCCUGUUCCACACAACCAGGUCCGGUUUCACUGCAGCAUUAUCUAGGUAGGUAGCUGUUGGAAUUACCUGGUCAUAGUAGAUGGUGUGCGUCUCAUUUCCGGUGA